UCUUUUUCUUUCCUCUUUUUCUCUCUUUCUCUUUCUCACUCAUCUCACACACAACAAAUUACAGAAGCUUGAUUUUUUAUUUCUCUUUUUAGAUUAUUUAUUUGGGAAUGCAAUGUUCUGGGAGUCUUUGACUACUUAUGUUUCCAUUACGUGAAAUUCAGUCCAAUUAAGAUAGGAUGCAGCUUUCAAAUGGUUGUUAAAUGAAUUGAAUUGCAUGUAAAUUCAAAUGUUUAAGAAUGAUUUAUGAAGAUUAUGAAUGGUUUCUAAUUCAUUCAAGUUCUGAUUUUCAUCAAAAAUCAAGUCUUCAAUUGAGUUUCAAAGAUAGCCCAUUGCAUGUUUGUGAAAAGAACCUGAAAUUUCUGUCCUGUUUGGCAUAGACUUUUCGACACAGAUAUAAAACUCAUUAUUGUUGCUUAUCAUUUUUGUGUUAAGGAGGGUUUCUUAAGCUUUCUAAAGAGACCAAAUAUGCUGAAUCCCAUCCCCUAAUGAAUUUUCUACGAAUUUUCUAUUGGAGACUCUCAAAACUGAAAAUUUCUGAACAUGUGCUGCUGUCCUGUAUGUGUAGAGACUCUUUGACACAGCUGUAAACCCCUAUACUUUCUCCUAUCAUUUUUGUGUUAAAGAGGGAUUUCUUAGCUUUCCAACAAGACCAAAUUUGACAAAUUUCAUCGCCUAAUGAAUUUUGUACAAUUUUUUGAUUAUGGACUGCCGAGACUGCAACUUUCUGAAAAACGUUAUUUGUGUUCUAUUUUUUCAAGGCCUUUCAACACAUAUGCGAACCUUGUUACUUCUGUUCAUUAUUUUUAUGUUAAAGAAGGCUAUCUUUAGUUUCAAACGAGACCAAAUUCUAUGAAUUCCAUCGUAUAAUGAAUUUUGUACACAUUUUUGAUUCAAGAUACCCAAAACUGAUAUUUACAUGGAUACUCAUUUCAGACUGUAUGUUUCACCGUUUUCAGACUGUAUGUUUCACCGUUUCUUGUUGUUUUAGAUUAUUGUCGUACUUGCAGUUAAUGUAUACUUUUCCUUUUUGCGUACAUGGUGGUAAACUUGGUCACUUAUUAUUUCCUGUACUUGAGUAUUUAUAAAUUGAACAUGGCAGUACAAAAUCAUCACUCUCAAAGCUUAGAUUGGUACUAAUAUUUACAGAUUUUAGAAAAUAUGUUUCUGUUGUGUGUUGUUGGAAUAAUAAUCAGUUGAAUUGUAAAACAACUUGGUGACUGUUGUCUACCUUUUACAAGUAGCAGUGGUCUAUGUAGUCGUAUAACAAGUUAAUGGUAGAGAAAACUUGAUUAAGGUCGGAAGAUGUAUGUUUUUCUCCGCCUCAAGUACGACUCCUGAUCAAGUGAUAUGCAAAUCUGAUGUUCGAGUUUAUGCCGCAACACUUUGUCUUGACAAUUUCCUGUUUUAAGUAACUUCUGGAAGCAGAAGCAGAUUGGCUUUCCUUUAUCUCCUCCAAAUUAAUUCUCCUUACUGAGGAACAGUUUCGUAUCAAAAUUUGCCGCCAAAAGAUGCUGUCUCUAGAACCUUACAUGAUCACCACAAUCAUCUCCAGUCGAUUGGAGAAAAUAUUCUAGAUUUAUUAAUCUUUGAGCUCUCUCAUAUUGUAUAUCUACAUCAAAAAUGUCGAAAUUUGGAGGAGGGCAAAAUUUAGCAAGUGACGCGACACAGUUAAUCGAACAAUUAGAUCGGCAUUGCUUAGCUCCUGAUGGUUCUAUGGUUUCCAAAUCCGCUUACCACGAUUUCCAACUAGCUAGAGAAGAAAUGUCAAGAGAAAGAUUGCGUUAUUUAGAAGCCAUGGCAAUUUACUGUGAGGCAAACGCGUUGAUUGAAGAGUACCAACAAGCAAUUUCGGUAGGGAAUAUUGGAGGAAUUCGAGAUGUUCAAGGUUUAUACCCUCAGCCUGGGUUAAAAUGCUCUCCUCAGGUAUAUGAAUCUUUGGAGCAUAGGUUAGUAGUUGCAGAGGCAGCUCAAAGAUUGAGACUUCCUCUUAUCUCAAAAGAUGGGGAAGUUCAUGAGGAAGAGAUUGAAAAAUUGAGUAUAAUGUCAAGGAGUUCUCUAGAUAGUACGAGUACUAGUGUAACGAUUAGUUCUAGCUCCAAUUCAACUAACCAUGCAAAUAGUGUGGCUAAUAGUAAUACUCUUGUUGUAAGUUCUGCGGAUGCAGGGGAACCCGAAAUAGGCGGGGUUCCAAAUCGUUUUCUGGGGAUUACACCUAGUUAUUUAAGGCAAAUGCAGCUUCAGCAAAGUCCCUCUAUCAUGGAAAUGACAGAAUAUCAAAUCCCACUUGGUCGUGUGGUUGAAGCUCGAUUAAAGGCUAAAUGUGACAAGUUAGUUGAUGCUUUUUCAAUGGACGGUAUUGAUUCAUCAUCCAGUGGUCAAAUAUCGAUUUCUCGGCUUCCGGAACGGGUAAAAUUGAUCACUGAGGAAAUCGAAAGGGAAGAGGCUGCUUUGCGGGAGGAUCUUUAUGCUGCAGAUAGGAAGUUUGCGGAAUACUACAGUGUCCUAGAGCAGAUACUUGGGGUGCUUAUUAAGCUUGUCAAGGAUUUAAAGCUACAACACCAACAUCAAUAUGAUGAAUUACGAAAAACGUGGUUGUGCAAAAGGUGUGAGACAAUGAAUGCCAAACUGAGAGUUCUGGAACAUCUUCUCCUGCGUGACAUGUACACUCCAGAUUCCAUACCAGCUCUUCAUAAGAUCAGGAAAUAUCUUGUAGAGGCAACAGAAGAAGCUUCUAUUGCUUACAAUAAGGCGGUAACUCGGCUCCGUGAAUACCAAGGCGUUGAUCUUCACUUUGAUAACAUUGCGAGACAAUAUCAUGAAAUUGUCAAGAAAUUAGAAGGUAUGCAGUGGACGAUUCACCAAGUUGAAAUGGAUCUCAAACGCAGCACAGGAAGUGGUUAAAUUGAUCUUGUUUUAGAUGUUAACUUCUGUCUCGGAAAUGCUUGUUGAUGUAUGAUUGCUGUCACACAAAUCGUGUACUGGAAACUCUUCGGUGACUCUUUAGUCUUUACUAAAGUACGGAAAGUUACUGUGUAUAUCUUCGAGGAUUAGUUGGUUUCCUUGAUUUGUAUCUAAAUUCUGAUGGCUGGAGGGAAAGGCCAAAAAUCGAUUUGCCUGGGUGUUGUGUUUAAAAACGUACAGGAAUGUUUUCUGAUUCAGCGCAAUCAAUUGUCGUCACUGUAAGUAUAAAGCGUAGAUGAAAGUUUAAAAUAUCAGCAAAUUAAGCGCGAGGUGUUUUAUGAA
Molecule: messenger RNA, 3243 nt
Organism: Papaver somniferum (opium poppy)
Lineage: Eukaryota; Viridiplantae; Streptophyta; Magnoliopsida; Ranunculales; Papaveraceae
Product: AUGMIN subunit 4-like
Exons: 14
Coding region: 1621-2901 (426 amino acids)
Biological process (GO): spindle assembly
Cellular component (GO): HAUS complex
Molecular function (GO): microtubule minus-end binding
Source: RefSeq, a predicted model, not a curated record